Molecule: messenger RNA, 2280 nt
Organism: Pomacea canaliculata
Lineage: Eukaryota; Metazoa; Mollusca; Gastropoda; Architaenioglossa; Ampullariidae
Product: MAM and LDL-receptor class A domain-containing protein 1-like
Exons: 3
Coding region: 50-2098 (682 amino acids)
Cellular component (GO): membrane
Source: RefSeq, a predicted model, not a curated record
UAUAUCUGUCACUGUAAAUGGAACUUCCCCACCUCAGUAUUUGUGGAGCAUGCAGGGAGACCAAGAAAACCAAUGGAAGCAUGCGUCAGUCAGUCUCCCCUAUCUGAGAAAUCAACAGUUCAGGAUCCUAAUGCAAGGCAUCAGCACUGGUGGUCAGCAAGAAAACAUUGCUGUUGAUGACAUCAGCUUCAACACUGGAGUUUGUCCAUUAGGUAGCUGCAGUUUUGAAGCUGAUAUGUGUUCUUACUCUAAUGUAUUUACUGGUGAUGACUUUGACUGGCAGAGAGGCAGUGGGGGAUCAUCAAGUCGCACAUUGGGUCCAUCUACUGACCACACACGCCACACAUCAGCUGGGCACUACAUGUACCUGGAAACUUCUGGUGCCAACCUCACAGCAGGGCAGAAGGCGUGGCUAGUGAGUGAGACUCUGCCAUCUCCUAUCAAUCCAACAGGGGGAUGUCUUACCUUCUAUUAUCACUUGUAUGGGGUGGGAAUAGGCACUCUGAAUGUCUAUACACGAUCUGCAUCCACUCAUAACUUGACUCUCAUCUGGUCUCUAAGCGGCAACCAGGGCAAUGUGUGGAACUAUGGCAGAGCUCCUAUACUGACUAAAAACUCAUAUGAGAUCAUCAUUGAAGGUGUUUAUGGAGGCAACACUACAGGAGAUAUUGCCAUUGAUGACAUCUCUCUAUCAUCUUAUCGUUGUUUUAGCAUUAUCCAACCUACUACUACUCCCAGGGUUUUAACAUCGACACUGACAUACCCUCCUACCUCCAUAGACUGUGACUUUGAGUCAGACAUCUGUAACUGGCAGCAAGAUACUAGUGACCAGUUCAACUGGGAGGUCCAAGCUGGCAGAACACUGACUGGGACAGGUCCCACUGCUGACCACACUUACAGUACUCUUCGAGGGCACUUUGCCUACAUCAACUCAUCACAUGACUCAGCAAACAGCUCUGCUCGUCUGAUCAGUCCAGCACUGACCAUUGGACCCCAAGGUGUCUGCUUCAAGUUCUGGUACUACAUGUAUGGAAGCUCUAUUAACCGAUUAACUCUUCUGGCUCAGAGCAAUGGAAAAAGUCAAGCAUUAUGGACACGGUCAGGAACUCGAGGACCUCAGUGGAGAUAUAGUCAGGUACAUAUACGCACUAAUGGAUCUACAGUCUUUAUCCUAGAAGGUCUACCAGGAGUUGGUGCACAUGGGGAUAUUGCACUUGAUGACAUUUCAGUGAAUGUUGACCACUGCCCUGCUGAAGUAAUCUGUGACUUUGAGAACGAUGAAUGUGGAUACACCCAGGCAUAUGAUGACAACUUUGACUGGGUCAUGAAGACUGCUACAGCCAGUGUCAUAGUUUCUGCCCCCUCUACAGACCACACUUUUGGUACAUCUCUAGGACAUUACAUGUACACCAUAUCUAGACUGCCACCUGGCAGUUUUGCACGGCUGGACAGUCCCUUUCUGGAGGCAACUUCAGGCUCCUGUUUGCAGUUUUGGUAUAACAUGCAUGGGUACAAUCUUCAGGGAGCAACAGUGGGCACACUUAAUGUGUACACUCGUAGUGAUGGUGCUCUUAGUAACGCCAUAUUCACGCGGACAGGAGAGCAGGGUGCUGAGUGGGAAAUUGCCCAAGCCACUCUCCGCAGUACUGUCCCAUUCAAGGUGACAUUUGAAGGUGUAGUUGGAAAUGGAUUCUUCAAUGCUAUCUGUAUAGAUGACAUCACUGUUCAGCCUGGUGCUUGUCCUGGUGAAGGUAACUGUGACUUUGAGGAGAACCUUUGUACAUGGAAGAACACUGCUGUGGGAGAUAACUUCGAUUGGCUGCAAGGACAGAACCAACCACUGGCAGGUUUUUCAGGCACUGUUGUUGACCACACGCUGAACACAGUCUAUGGUGUUUAUAUGUACACUGACUCAUCUCCACCUCGUCAGACUGGUGACAAAGCCUGGCUUGUUUCACCAUCAUUUGAUAACUCUACAGCUCGCUGUCUGUCACUGUGGUACAUGAUGGCUACAAGAGGCGCUAUCAACAUCAAAGUCAUUCGCUUUGACCAAUGGUUCUCUCAUAAAUGUUGCAAGCAUAAAUCAGGAGGGAACUGACUGGCAGUUGUCAAGAGUGACCAUAGCUAACAUAAAUUUCUCUUACCGCAUUGUAAUAGAGCACAUUAUUCAGACUCCUGGUAUGAGUGAUGUUGCUAUUGAUGACAUCUCAGUACAGAUAGGAAACUGCAGUGUAUUGCCCACAAUGUCUCCACAGCAGUGUGCCUUCACCGUGUCCUGGA